This is a messenger RNA of Sycon ciliatum, 1553 nucleotides long. Its product is annotated as tyrosine-protein phosphatase non-receptor type 7-like. Gene Ontology annotation, molecular function: protein tyrosine phosphatase activity; protein kinase binding. The transcript has 2 exons. The record is from RefSeq and is a predicted model, not a curated record. Gene Ontology annotation, cellular component: cytosol; cell junction; plasma membrane. The annotation marks the transcript as partial. Gene Ontology annotation, biological process: signal transduction; peptidyl-tyrosine dephosphorylation. Lineage: Eukaryota; Metazoa; Porifera; Calcarea; Leucosolenida; Sycettidae.
GAAAGUUACUUCUCCAGUGUGGCUCUUAGCUUCAUUUCCACGGAGACUAAGCAUUCAAGUAAUGCACCAAUACGCCAAGAGUGCAGUUCCCUGGCACCAGAAAGAGUUGUGCUGAAGGCGGAGGAAAGAAUGAGCUGUGCAGCUGCUGUGAACAUGGAAGAUCAGGGCAAAGGAGGAGAAAUGAAGGUGGACACUUCUGCUAGCAAGCAUUGUGACUUGACAUUGGCUGAUUUAACGGAUUUAAUGGCUCGUGUUAACACAGCUAUUGCGAGUGAACAAGCGAAUGAACUAGAAGCUCAGUUUGAGGCUAUUCCUCUAAACAUGAUCAGCCCUAAGGACUCGCCAUUUCCACUGGAAACACAGUAUAAGAAUCUCUAUGCGAAUGUAUUACCGAAUGUUGAGACGCUGGUUCGUCUUGAAGAGGAUCCAGUGGGUGAUACAAUCAGUUCUUACAUGAAUGCUAACUACCUGCAGGAUUACUUCGGUAAAAAGAAUGCAUUCAUAGCAACUCAAUACCCUAGCCGAUGGACAGUCGGUGAUUUUUGGAGGAUGGUGUGGCAAGAGAGUGUUGCUGUCAUCGGCAUGGCGACUGAGGUUCCUCGAUGGUAUGAGCGUUAUUGGCCGGAUGCUGAUGAACGAAAAAAAGUCUAUGGCAAGCUGUGUGUCAAUGUCGACGAUGUCACUGAGCACACAGACUAUGUUCUCACUACCAUGACAAUAUGCAUACAUAGCCACAAUGAUGACACGACCACUGCGGCUCAUGUUAGCAAGGAAGCGAGAAUUGUUCGCCAUUUCUUGUUCAAGGGAUGGCCGCGUGUUGGAAUACCUCUGAGUACUGACCCAGUGUUGGACUUCAUUGAUACGAUCGUGGAUGCUAACGUCAACAGUGCGCCUAUUAUCAUUCACUGCAGUGCUGGUACGGGCAGAACUGGAACAUUGGCUGCCAUCAAGAUGGGUAUGCAGCAGUUUGAGGCCACGGGACUGGUCAACCCACUCGCGUACCUACGAGUCCUUCGCUCCUGCCGUGGUGGAAGUGUACAGACAUUCAAACAAUACCUGUUCGUGCACAGAGCUUUGCUGACACACAUGAGGCGAAAUUCAUCACCACCUCUGGAUACAGCUAGUCCACCUGGUGCACUUCCACAAGUGGACAAAGGCUAAAGAUGGUAAACACUAAUCAGUUUGAAAAAAACCCUCAUUAUUAGAUAUUUGGCCGAAGCCGAGAGUCUAAACUGUUAAGUUGCGUUGUAUGUAGGGUUGCAAGGAAUAUUCGAAUAUUCGAAUAUAUUCGUUUGGAAACGCAAUGGAAAGAAUUAAGUUCGUUAAUGAUAUGUACAUGUGUCAGGGAACACGAUAAGGGUCGGACAGUUUUAUAAAAUAUGUUGAGAAAGGGGACCAUGACUCGCAAGAGUAGUGAACAUGACUCCACUGUCUAGUACUUGGUCUACAACGACAGGGGACUAGCCAAACUCUUUAAGAUUUUUUUGGUAUAGAAUAUUCGAUAUUCGAUUCGUUUAGAAAGAUAUUCGAUUCGUUCCGAUUUAUUCGUUUCA